AUGACAAGCAUCAUAAGUUAUGGUACAAUUUUCCCCAUAAUAUUUCUUCUGAAAAGAUUGACUUUCUGCAAAAAUAAUAUUAUUCCACAUACCUUUUGUGAACACAUAGGCUUGGCAAAAUAUGCUUGUAACAAUAUCCGGGUAACCAGUUGGUAUGGGUUGUUUGUCCUCUUGUCAACAGUGGCCUUAGAUGUUGUGUUGAUUUUCGUUUCCUAUGUGCUGAUCCUCCGUGCUAUCUUCAGCAUGCCCUCCCAGGAUGCUCGCCACAAAGCUCUCAACACUUGUGGCUCCCAUGUUUGCAUCAUUAUCCUCUUCUAUGGGCCUGGGAUCUUCACAACUCUUACUCAGAGGUUUGGGCGCCACAUCCCACCUCAUAUCCACAUCCUGCUGGCUAAUGUCUGCAUUUUGGCCCCACCUAUGUUGAAUCCUAUCAUUUAUGGAAUCAAGACCAAGCAAAUCCAGGAGCAGGUGGUUCAUAUCUUGUUUACAAAACAUAAGUGA
Peromyscus maniculatus bairdii (prairie deer mouse) is the source of this 501-nucleotide messenger RNA. NCBI's taxonomy places the organism in Eukaryota, Metazoa, Chordata, Mammalia, Rodentia, Cricetidae. The record is from RefSeq and is a predicted model, not a curated record.